AUGGCGUCGUUCUUGGUUCGUCAGGCCGGACUCUCGGUGUUGAAAAACAGUGUACCAACAUUUUCUGGGUUUUAUGCUAAUGGCUUCGGAGAGGCACUAUCUCAGUACCGAACAGUUGUGUACUCAGCAUCAGGUGGUAUUUUGCCAAAACCCAAGAAGACCUCAUUUGGCCUUUUCCGGAUUGCUGUGGUUGUGAUCCCAUUCCUGUACGUGGGAACUCUGAUCAGCAAGAACUUUGCUGCGCUGCUGGAAGAGCAUGACAUCUUCGUCCCUGAGGAUGAUGACGAUGAUGACUGAAUGGUCUGUAUUCUCCAACAUAUAUGACCUGGGUAUGUAUGUAGAAUGAUCAAUAAAAUCAACUUUAGAAAAUGGAUCUCUUAACAUAAGCAAUAAAGAUGACAUUUGACUUCAGGGAAGGUGAGGCCUAUUACUGUGUUCUCCCUUCAACAGAGCGUAAUGUGUUGCCUCUCAGACAAUGGGAAGACUUUGUGACAGCUGAAAAGACUUGAGGAUCUCAAACUCAACAAAGCCUUUCUGGUGCUUCUCUCCCCAUCCAUUGUGAUGUGUACCUGCCUGGAUACAGAGCUGUUUUAGAGAAGUGAUAGGACUAAUUGCUCCCUAGUGAUAACGUUUACAUGUACAGAUAAGUCUUACUAAAUAAAAUAAAUCGAUGUGCAAGAGGAAACCCUUG
This is a messenger RNA of Oncorhynchus keta (chum salmon), 691 nucleotides long. RefSeq names its product essential MCU regulator, mitochondrial-like. Bases 1 to 297 code for a protein of 98 amino acids. The record is from RefSeq and is a predicted model, not a curated record. The transcript has 2 exons. NCBI's taxonomy places the organism in Eukaryota, Metazoa, Chordata, Actinopteri, Salmoniformes, Salmonidae. Gene Ontology annotation, biological process: calcium import into the mitochondrion; mitochondrial calcium ion homeostasis. Gene Ontology annotation, cellular component: mitochondrial inner membrane; uniplex complex.